This is a messenger RNA of Oldenlandia corymbosa var. corymbosa, 3036 nucleotides long. The record is from the annotation of a GenBank genome assembly. NCBI's taxonomy places the organism in Eukaryota, Viridiplantae, Streptophyta, Magnoliopsida, Gentianales, Rubiaceae.
AUGGCGAGUCCAUCUCCAAUUUCCCCAUCAGAUGGAGGUCUGAAACGCAAAGAUUUCCCUGAUGAUUUCGUUUUCGGUUUUGCUGCUUCUGCUUACCAGUACGAAGGUGGAGCUCAAGAAAGAGGAACAAACAUCUGGGAUACUUUCCUCGAGAAAUACCAUCCCAAGGUGGUGGAAAAAGGUGGACUCAAUGCCAUCGACCAUUACCAUCGAUAUGAGGAGGAUAUCCGCAUCAUGAAGGAAAUGGGCAUUGAUUCCUAUAGGUUCUCAAUCUCCUGGUCCAGAGUGUUACCCAAUGGAAGGAAAAAAGUUGGAAUAGAGGUAGACAAAUAUAAAGAAUGGGACGGCGUGAAUUACAAGGGAAUAGAGUUCUACAAGCAAGUCAUUAGUGAUCUCAAAGCAAAUGGCAUUGAACCAAUGGUGACUCUAUUUCACUGGGAUCUUCCUCAAGCCUUGGAAGAUGAGUAUGGAGGGUUUUUAGACAAGAGGGAACCAAAGAAAAUUGUACAAGACUAUUGCGAUUAUGCCAAGCUUUGCUUUGAACAUUUCGGGAAGGAUGUGAAAAGAUGGUUAACAUUCAAUGAGCCAUGGAACUUUGCAAUUGGUGGCUAUGCUACCGCGCUACACGCGCCCGGCCGGGGAGGAGACACCCCAACUUUGAGGAGGGCAAUGGCGGCCGCUCUCCCUCCGACACGUGACCCAAAGACGGAGCCCUAUAUAGUGGCACAUAAUAUACUCCUAGCUCAUGCUGCAGUUGUUAAACUAUACCGAACACAAUUCCAGAAAGAGCAAAAAGGUGAGAUUGGAAUUUCAUGCGAGUCGAUAUGGACAGAACCAUUAUCUGAUACAGCCAAGGAUCAAGCAGCUGCUGAUCGAGUGCUUGAUUUCAUGUUUGGAUGGUUUCUGAAUCCUAUAACCUAUGGUCAAUAUCCAACGGUGAUGUUGGAUCGUCUCAGCCAUCUAGGGCGUCCACUUCCUCCAUUCUCAGACGACGAGCAAAGAGAUUUGAAAGGGUCGUAUGAUUUCUUGGGGUUGAAUUAUUAUACUUCUAAUUAUGUGUAUGAUGAUGAAGCAGUUGGUCUUAAAAAUAGUUUCUACACUGCUGACUCCGGAGGCAAAUGCACCCCUUUUCGAGAUGGAGUGCCAAUUGGUGAACAGGCUGGUUCUAGGUGGCUGUAUGUGUAUCCCAAAGGUAUUCGAAAAUUGUUGGUUCAUAUUAAGGACAAGUAUGGAGAUCCAGUAAUUUAUAUCACAGAGAAUGGACGUGAUGAGUUGAGGGACGACAAUUUAUCGUUAUGGGAAUCAUUCUAUGACUACAAAAGGAUAGAAUACCACCAUCAACACCUUCUUGCCAUCAAGAAAUCAAUGGAUGAAUCCAAGGUGAGAGUCAAAGGGUAUCAUGCUUGGACAUUGAUGGAUAACUUGGAGUGGAGUUCUGGUUUCAACUGUCGUUUUGGGACCAAUUUCAUAGAUUUCAAUGAUAAUCUGAAGAGUGAUUUCCCUGAUGAUUUCGUUUUCGGCUUUGCUGCUUCUGCUUACCAGUAUGAAGGUGGAGCUGACGAGAGAGGACCAAACAUCUGGGACACUUUCCUCGCAAAAUACCAUCCUGAUGUGCUGAAAGAUGGUGGAUUGAAUGCCAUUGACCAUUACCAUCGAUAUGAGGAGGAUAUCCGCAUCAUGAAGGAAAUGGGCAUUGAUUCCUAUAGGUUCUCUAUCUCCUGGUCCAGAGUGUUACCCACUGGUAGAAGGGUCAUAAAUCCGUUGACAGGGAAAGAAGAAGGUGUGAACUACAAGGGAAUACAAUUCUACCAGCGACUCAUUCGCGAACUCAAAGCAAAUGGCAUCGAACCUAUGGUGACUAUUUUCCACUGGGAUCUUCCUGAGGCCUUGGAGGACGAAUACCUUGGAUUUUUAGACAGGAGCGAACCCAAGAAGAUUGUACGGGACUAUUGUGACUAUGCAAAGCUAUGCUUUGAGUAUUUUGGAGAUCAUGUGAAGAGAUGGUUAACGUUCAACGAGCCAUGGAACUUUUGUAUCGGUGGAUACGCGACGGGCCAACACGCGCCCGGCCGUGGAGGUUCACGCGACUUGAUGAGGGAAAUAGCAGCCUAUCUCCCUUCGAGUCGUGUGACCUCGGCCGAAAUUGCAGCCAAGAUACCUUCAACUCCGGUUGAAGGUGACCCGAAGACGGAACCUUACUUAGUAGCCCAUAACAUACUUCUUGCUCAUGCUGCUGCUGUCAAAUUAUACAGGACACACUUCCAGGAAAAGCAAAAGGGUGAGAUUGGAAUUGCAUGUGAAUCGAUUUGGGCUGAGCCAUAUCAUCCAACGUCCACGGACGAUCAAGAUGCUGCUGAACGAGUGCUUGAGUUCAUGUAUGGAUGGUUUCUGAAUCCUGUGACUUAUGGUCAAUAUCCAACUGUGAUGAUUGAUCGUCUCAAAGCUAAGGGGCGUCCACUUCCUCCAUUCUCAGAUGAUGAGCAAAGGGAUUUGAAAGGGUCGUAUGAUUUCUUGGGGUUGAAUUAUUAUACAUCUAACUAUGUUUACAAUGAUGAAUCAGAUGAACGCAAGGGUUUUUACACCGUUGACUCUGGUGGCCGAUGCACUCCUUUCGAUCCAGAAGGAAAGCCAAUUGGUGAAAAGGCUGGUUCCGAUUGGCUGUAUGUGUAUCCAAAAGGACUUCUGGAACUCUUAUAUUACAUUCAAAAGAAAUACUUGAAUCCCAACAUUUACAUUACUGAGAACGGGCGCGACGAGUUGAGGGAUGACAAGUUAUCACUGUGGCAAUCAUUCUAUGACUAUAAACGGAUUGAAUACCACUACAAACAUCUUUCUGCCAUCAAGACAGCACUCAAUAAGGACGAUGUGAGAGUGAAAGGAUAUCAUGCAUGGUCACUGAUGGACAACUUAGAGUGGGAAAAUGGUUUCAAAUGUCGUUUUGGGACCAACUUCAUCGAUUUCAAUGACACCCUGAAGAGGUAUCCCAAGUUGUCUGCUGCAUGGUUCAAGUACUUCCUUCAAAAAGAUCACAAUUAA